Molecule: messenger RNA, 765 nt
Organism: Sorghum bicolor (sorghum)
Lineage: Eukaryota; Viridiplantae; Streptophyta; Magnoliopsida; Poales; Poaceae
Exons: 2
Coding region: 146-610 (154 amino acids)
Source: RefSeq, a predicted model, not a curated record
GGAAGUUGUCAGUACACACUCAUGUUUUCGCUAGGAGUAACUUCUUGUGUCUGUUCACCGACCCCCAUCUUCGAUUCGAUCGUUUUCUCAGGAGAGGCUGCUCAACAGGGUGCGGUGGUACUCGCAUUUCCUCUGCGUCGGCAUCAUGAUCGUCGCGAUCGCGCCGAGGCUCGCGCCGGCGUCGAGGCCGUCCGUCGUGCCGUCCCUCCCCGCCGGCUACGGCCUCCCCGUCACCUGCGACGCGUUCACCGUGGCCACGCUGGUGGUGCAGGAGAUGCUGGCGCGCGUCCUGGAGCGGAGGCCCGCGCCGGCGCCGCGGCUGACCCCGGAGGCCGCGUGGCGGCUCGGCAUCUCCACCUGGAUGUCAUGUUCCUCACCGUCUUCUUCCACAGAUACCUCAGUUUCGGCGGCUGCGACUACUUCGUCCGGAGCUGCGACGAGUGGCAGGCGGCCUGCGUCGCGUCCUCGCUCAACCUUUUCAUCGCCACACUCACCGUUUCGGACUACUUAUUGGCUUGAAGAGGACAUUGCAGACCUAAAAGAGUUUGCAAGAAUCAACGUAUCAUGGCUGUGGCUAGAGUUGGGAUCUGUCGUUGCGUUUCUUCGUUAGUGUGUUUUGAGUUGCAAAUUUAGUAGUAGUAAUUAGUGUGUAUUCGUUAGUGUAUCAUGGCUGUGGCUGAAGUAGUAAUUAGUUGCGCUGAACAAUCUUUUGCCUAGCGUUUGUAAAAGGUUCAUGGAAUUGAAAUCGUCCGUCUGGUCUUGCUA